Messenger RNA from Asterias rubens (European starfish), 3450 nucleotides. Its product is annotated as PH and SEC7 domain-containing protein 2-like. Gene Ontology annotation, biological process: regulation of ARF protein signal transduction. NCBI's taxonomy places the organism in Eukaryota, Metazoa, Echinodermata, Asteroidea, Forcipulatida, Asteriidae. Bases 422 to 3358 code for a protein of 978 amino acids. The transcript is spliced from 14 exons. Gene Ontology annotation, molecular function: protein binding; guanyl-nucleotide exchange factor activity; phospholipid binding. The record is from RefSeq and is a predicted model, not a curated record.
CGAUAACCAACACUACUGGCAGUCUUUCGAUGGAGACAUAGCUUAGACGUAAAAGGAACCCCGGAAUAAGCAUUAUGCGAGAUGUACCUACGGUAUUUUGGAUCAUUUUCUUGAGUCAGAUUAUCUUUGGAGACGUCCAAACUUGGAUCAUAACUGAAUACGUUUGAGAUGUUACGGUGAAAAAAAACAUGAGGAGGAUUCUCAUUUUGGAGCAUCGUCGCCUUGGAACAAAGCCUUGGAGAGAAGCAUUUAACCAUCUUAUCGGAACCACCAUCUCACUCGAGGGAUGUGCGUGAUCAAGGAGGUUGCGAUGAUAAACUGCAUCUUGAAGACGGGAAGGGCUCUGCCUGUCUACUGAUGAUGACAUUUACUUCAAGAUGUCAGAUGGUUGUAAUUUCAAGAAACAGUUCUCCACUGAUACAUGCAAGUCGGAGAUAUUAUUUUGGAAAUAAAUGGUGAGGCUGUCGAAGGAAAAACAACAAAAGAAGUUGUUACAAGUUUGAUGCGAUCACCAGAUGAUCUUGUGCUGAAAGUCAAAGAAGACUCAGAAACAAAAGCCAGAGUUCUGACAUUCCUUGAGCCACUGGAGAACCCUCCGGGAUCAAACACCAAAGUCAGGGUCAAGACCAUCGGCCGAGGCAGCCCAAAGCACAAACAGCAAAAGAGUGAGGAGCAAUCACCCACCAGAACUGAUCCAAGCGAGUCGUCACCACCGACAACGCCCAACGAAAGAACAGCCCCUGAAAGUAGUCCAGAGAAUGGAGGAACUGCCGUGAGUUUGGAGUCGUUCUCUAGAGGCGACCUUGUGCCAGGUGUAGGACAAAAUAAUGGCGAUGAAUCAACUCUUGAGGGCAGUGUAACAACUCAAAGAUUAUCAAGUGUAGAUUUACAGGUGAAGCAGUGCAAGAGUGGAGGCGUAAUUAUUGUAGAGACUCCAAAUUCCAACAAGCAAUCGCCAAUAAAGGCUAAGCAAACACAUCCACCCGAUCACAGGAUAGGAGCCGGCGCCCCCAUUAACGGGAUUAGCAAGGAUCAAUUACGGGUUCGGGAUGUACCCAGCUCCAGACAGGUGUACGCGGCGAAUGCUUAUUCAUUUAGCUCCGAUUCCAGUGUUUCAGACAUUCCAUCUGUUCAGGUUAUGACGACAGUGGCACAGAUACACCGAGAAGAUUCCUCGUUGACGUCUCGGACUUCAAAAGCCGGGAUAGUUGAUAUGAUGGACGGACAGCUCCACAGCUGCUUCGACCCGAAUCAUAGGACUGAUACAACCUUCUCGGAUUACAGGCACAAUGACAUCAAUAGAAAUAAAAUGCCUACAGUAACGUUAGCGGAGAGUGAAUCGUCACAGAGCGAGUUGUCCUCGCAGGCAAGUUCGUGUCCUUCCGAAGGACCGCUAUCGGAGUCACCGCUCAGAACUCAAAAACUGAUAUCGUCCUCGAGACAGCCCUCUGGAAGGGAUACAGUUGAAACGGAGCGUCCAACACAAACAGAUGUAUUAAUAGGAGAUAAAGAAUCAGACAGUGUGGCCUACGAUUCUGGAUACGCAAGCACGUCGUCGGUUGCAAAACAGUGCUCGAACGUUGCACAUUCCCAGUCAACUCAGACUAAUUUGGACUCGGACGCAAACAGGUUGGUCGAAAACUCGACAGAGGAACAGGAAGCGAGCGCGCCGGUUAAUCAUGCCGGGAACGACGCCACGGAGCACUGGAAUGGUGGAAUGGGUGCGAGAACGUCUAGUGACCACAGCGUGAACUCUGAAGAAUCUGAAUGCCUGGACAUGGAUAGUUUAGGAAACGCACUCCAGGCUGGAAAUAAAAACUUGGACGUGCCAUCGGCUCAACGACUUGCAAAAAGACUCUUCAUGUUGGACGGAUUCAAGAGAUCGGAUGUGUCCAGGCACCUGAGUAAAAGAAACGACUUCAGCAGACUAGUAGCCGAGGAGUAUGUGACAUACUUUGACUUCACAAAUCUUCCUCUGGACAUUGCUCUUCGUAAAUUCCUUUCCAAGAUCGCGAUCUCCGGCGAGUCGCAAGAACGUGAGCGAGUUCUUCUCCACUUUUCGACGAGGUACCAGAACUGCAACGAGAUCGAGUACAGGUCAGUGGACGCCGUUCACACGUUGACAUGUGCUCUAAUGCUGCUCAACACUGAUCUACAUGGACAGAACAUUGGCAAGAGGAUGACAUUCAGCUCCUUUGUAACCAACUUGGAAGGUCUGAACGAAGGAGAGGAUUUCUCCAAGGAUUCUCUCAAGACGUUCUAUCAAUCCAUCAAAUCCAAGCCGUUAGAAUGGGCGUGUGAUCCAGAGGAGAAGCUGCUGAAAAGAGGCAGUAAGACGGGGAAUGGAACGAUGACGCUGAGCGGUAAUCCAUUCCUUGAGGUACAGAAUGAUCCGAAUGCUCCUGUGUACAUCAAGGGUUACGUCAUGAGGAAGGUAACGCGAGAUGCCGAAGGCAAGAAAACACCCAGAGGCAAAAGAGCUUGGAAAAUGUUCUAUGCAACGCUUAAAGGGCUAAUACUCUACUUACAUAAGUCGGAAAUGCAUCACCAGAUGCAUUUCAACACACCGAAGGAGGCAGUCAGCAUCCACCACAGCCUAGCCAGUAAGGUUUCCGAUUACAGUAAGAGACCCAAUGUCUUCAAUCUCAGAUUGGCAAACUGGAAAGAAUUCUUCAUACAGUGCCUACCAUGUGACAAGCAGCCCCAGGAAGCAGUCUCUGCUUCUAACUCGACACAAGGUUCCAGCGAUACGCAGGAUCUGCAGAAUUGGAUGCAAGCUUUGAAUCUUGCCGCUGCGGUUCACUCGGCCCCACCACUGCCGGCAGCCGUGGGACUGCAGAAGACAUUUAGGCGUCCUCUUCUACCUUCGUCACCGACUAAGCUCAACAUGCAAGAGCAGCUAGCAAACCAUGAGCGAAAGAUUGAGUCAAUAGAACAAGAGCUUGACGAUCAUAGAGCCUACCCUCCCGAUCAAGGACAGCGAACGUCAGUCAUGAAAGAUUACCAGCUAAAACAGGAGUACCUGGAAUACGAGCUUUCUCGCUUGAAGACGUACAUCUACUUACUUCAUUCUCAGCCAACUCUCCCCAUCGGUAAAUACACCCUUGAAGAAGUCAUGCCCCAGCCCGGCCAGUCAGUGGAUAGUAUGUCCUCCUCCUCCUCCUCGUCCACAACGGCGAGCGUCUCUUCAGAAGGGACCCAAGGUUCCAGCCAGACAAAGAUAUUCUUUGGUUUUGGGAGCGUGGAUACAGAAAGCGAUGAUAGUGAAGAUGGUACUGACGAUGAGACCAGUCUCUAUGGUGACGAAGAGGAUGUAUUUCUUCCCAUCAACCAAGAAGAUGAACUGACAAAGUUAUAAACAAGAACCACACUCGGUUCAUUUUUAUAAAGCUGUUAAAGGCAGUGGACUCUUUUGGUAAUUACUCAAAAUAAUUAUUGGCAUAAAACCUU